Molecule: messenger RNA, 5313 nt
Organism: Talpa occidentalis (Iberian mole)
Lineage: Eukaryota; Metazoa; Chordata; Mammalia; Eulipotyphla; Talpidae
Gene: SH3BP4
Product: SH3 domain binding protein 4
Exons: 6
Coding region: 238-3120 (960 amino acids)
Cellular component (GO): cytoplasm
Molecular function (GO): protein binding
Source: RefSeq, a predicted model, not a curated record
CGGCUGGGAGCGCCGCGGGAGCGGGCGCCAUGCGGGCCAGCGUCUCCCUGUGCUGGACUGAAGGCCGGGGCCUGGGACUGUCCGCCUGAUGUCAGGAAGCUGGGCCUGGUGUAGGGAGAGGCACGUGGGGAAGCUGGCACCCUUGCACAGCGUGGCCACCUGAGCCCAUCGCCAGCCUCGCGGUCACCGGGGCGAGGACCAUGGCACCCUAGCGGCCCGCCCCAGGAGCGGAUCACCAUGGCAGCUCAGCGGAUCCGCGCCGCCACCGCCAAUGGCCUCCCCCGCUGCAAGUCCGAGGGGACCCUGAUCGACCUGAGCGAAGGGUUCUCAGAGACGAGCUUCAACGAUGUCAAAGUGCCUUCUCCCAGUGCCUUGCUAGUGGACAAUCCCACACCCUUUGGAAAUGCAAAGGAAGUGAUCGCAAUCAAGGAUUACUGCCCAACCAACUUCACCACCCUCAAGUUCUCCAAGGGCGACCACCUCUACGUCCUGGACGCGUCGGGCGGGGAGUGGUGGUACGCGCACAACACCACGGAGAUGGGCUACAUACCUUCGUCCUACGUGCAGCCCUUGAACUACCGGAACUCGACCCUCAGUGACAGUGGGAUGAUCGACAAUCUCCCGGAGAGCCCAGACGAAGUGGCCACGGAGUUGGAUCUGCUCGGAGGGUGGACAGAUAGCCAGGGGUCAAGUAAAACCCACAGUAAUAACCCUUUCUGGAACGGGGUCCAGACAAACCCCUUUCUGAAUGGGAGCGUGCCCGUGGUGCCCGAGUUGACUCCCAAAAACACUGUGGAUCUGCUGCUCUUUGAUACCGGCACGUCCUCCUUCACGGAAUCCAGCUCCGCCACCACCACCAGCACGGGCAACCUCUUUGACGAGCUUCCGGCCUCGCACCAACCGCCCCUCGCCGAGCCGCUGGCCAGGCGGGACAACCCGUUCUUCAGAAGCAAGCGAUCCUACAGCCUGUCGGAGCUGUCCGUCCUCCAGGCCAAGUCCGACGCCCCCGCCUCGUCAGGGUUCUUCACUGGCUUGAAGUCGCCGGCCCCUGAGCAGUUCCAGAGCCGGGAGGACUUCCGCGCUGCCUGGCUGAGCCACCGGAAGCUGGCCCGCUCCUGCCAUGACUUGGACCUGCUGGGCCAAAACCCGGGGUGGGGCCAGACCCAGGCGGUGGAGACAAACAUCGUGUGCAAGCUGGACAGUUCAGGGGGUGCUGUGCAGCUCCCCGACACCAGCAUCAGCAUCCAUGUGCCCAAAGGCCAUGUGCCUCCCGGGGAAACCCAGCAGAUCUCCAUGAAAGCCCUGCUGGACCCCCCGCUGGAGCUCAACAGCGACCGCUGCAGCAGCGUCAGCCCGGUGCUGGAGGUGAGGCUCAGCACCCUGGAAGUGAAGACCUUCCUCAUCCUGGAGAUGAAAGUCUCAGCGGAGGUGAAAAGCGACAUUUUCAGCAAAAGCACAGUGGGGCUCCAGUGCCUGCGGAGCGAUACCAAGGAGGGGCCCUACGUCCCCAUCCCGCUCACCUACAGCUACGGGGACACGGUCCAGGUGCAGCUGGACAACCUCGAGCCCUGCAUGUACCUCGCCAUUGUUGCCCACGGCCCGAACAUCCUCUACCCGUCCACGGUGUGGGACUUUAUCAACAAGAAGGUCACGGUGGGCCUCUAUGGCCCCAAACACAUCCACCCCUCCUUCAAGACGGUGGUGACCAUUUUUGGGCACGACUGUGCGCCGAAGAUCCUCCUGGUCAGCGAGGUCACCCGCCAGGCCCCGAGCCCCGCCCCGGUGGCCCUGCAGCUCUGGGGUAAGCACCACUUCACCUUGUCCAGGCCCCAGGACCUCAAAGUCUGCAUGUUUUCCAACAUGACGAAUUACGAGGUGAAAGCGGGCGAGCAGGCCAAGGUGGUGCGGGGCUUCCAGAUGAAGCUGGGCAAGGUGAGCCGCCUGGUCUUCCCCAUCUCCUGCCAGAACCCCGGCGAGCUCUCCGACUUCACCCUGAGGGUCCAGGUGAAAGACGACCAGGAGGCCAUCCUGACCCAGUUUUGUGUCCAGACUCCACAACCGCCCCCCAAAAGUGCCAUCAAGCCGUCUGGGCAGAGACGGUUUCUCAAGAAGAACGAGGUGGGGAAAAUCAUCCUGUCCCCGUUCGCCGCCACCGCCAAGUACCCCACCUUCCAGGACCGGCCGGUGUCCAACCUCAAGCUCGGCAAGCUGCUGAAGACCGUGGUGCGGCAGAGCAAGAACCGCUACCUGCUGGAGUACAAGAAGGGGGACGCCAUCGCCCUGCUGAGUGAGGAGAAGAUCCGGCUCAAGGGGCAGCUGUGGACCAAGGAGUGGUACAUCGCCUACCACCAGGGCAGGGUGGGCCUCGUGCACGCCAAGAACGUGCUGGUGGUGGGCGCCGCCCGGCCGGGCCUGCUGGCGGGGCCCGAGCUCAGCACCUCGGUGCUGCUGGAGCAGAUCCUGCGGCCCUGCAAGUUCCUCACCUACAUCUACGCCUCCGUCAGGACGCUGCUCAUGGAGAACGUGGGCAGCUGGCGCUCCUUCGCCGACGCCCUGGGCUACGGGGACCUGCCGCUCACCUUCUUCUGCCGGGCCGAGCUGGACAGCGAGCCCGAGCGGGUGGCCUGUGUCCUGGAGAAGCUGAAGGAGGACUGCAACAACGUGGACAACAAGGACCACACGUCCUUCCAGAAGGAGCUCGUGAUGGCCUUGCUGAAGAUGGACUGCCAGGGCCUAGUGGUCAGGCUCAUCCAGGACUUCGUGCUCCUGACCACGGCCGUGGAGGUGGCACAGCGGUGGAGGGAGCUGGCCGAGAAGCUCGCCAAGGUCUCCAAGCAACAGAUGGACGCCUAUGAGUCUCCCCACCGGGACAGGAACGGGGUCGUGGACAGCGAGGCCAUGUGGAAGCCUGCCUACGACUUCCUCCUGACCUGGAGCCACCAGAUCGGGGACAGCUACCGGGAUGUCAUCCAGGAGCUGCACACGGGCCUGGACAAGAUGAAAAACCCCAUCACCAAGCGCUGGAAGCACCUCACGGGGACACUGAUCCUGGUGAACUCCCUGGACAUCCUGAGAGCCGCUGCCUUUAGCCCUGCGGACCAUGACGACUUCGUGAUCUGACAGGCGCCCACCUGCUCUCUGGGACACCCCUCCCUCCACCCUGGGUGCCCGGCAGGCCCCGGAGCUGGAGGAGGAAGCCUCGGCUGCUCAGACAGGGUCCCUCCAGGCUGGACCCACCAGAGGACCAAGCACACGCCAUGCCCCGCCCGGCACCGCCAGCUCAGGGGGGUCUGAAGGGAACUGCCACUGCAGGUUGUUGCCAAUCCAGUAGCUUUCUGUUUGUUAAGUAUGAAUAUAAAUUGGAAUCUUUUUUUUUUAAGUAUGGGGAGGGGACUUGGGAGAAAGGUGGCGUCUGAUUUUUUAGUGUAUCAUAAAGGGUUCAAAAAAAUACUCCAUGGGGCAGAUGCUGUUGAGGUUUUUAUGUUCUAUGAAAACCUUUUUAAAUUAUGUUACCAAUGUAUAUAUGUAUUUAAAUAACACUGGGGGCAUUUCUGAUUCCCAGCCACACCUUCAUUUCAACACAGCACGGAAGGCACUUGUUCGUGUGUUGGGCCUCCGUUGCUCCUACUGUAACAGGAAAUCAAAAGCAAAUGUGGUUUCCAGUACAUGAGUAUAGCUCAGCCCACCUACUCUUCCUGGGAAUGUCCUGGGUCCUGCUCUCCCCUCCAUUUUAUCUACUGUACUGUGGCCUCUGGGCUCCAGGUGCAGUGAACGGGUCCACGGCACAGGUGACCUUAGUGAGCUUUAACAGCAAAUCUCAAUCCGACAGGAGACACGAGUUGCCCUGAGGUGAGAAGGCAGCUGGGAGUGGACACCCGCUGUGCCUGUGCGGGGGUCAUUCGCAGAGGGGCGCCCUCGAGGGAGGAAGGGAGGCUGCAGCUCCGAGGCAUGGGCGGCCCCAAGGGCGCUCUGUGGACAAGGAGUCAGGUCACAGGUGCACUGGUGCUGCCCACAGGGCCCAGGCUGCAUCCGCCAGACUGUCCACUUCAUUUCAUCUGAUUGUCCCUCCAUCCUGGUAUGCUCUGUCUCCUGGGAGACAGGGUAGGGAGACCAUCUUUUUGUGCGACAGAGUGACUGUCUGAAAGGGAAAAUAUUUUCUGGAAAUGAAAUGUCCCCCACGUUAGACAGGGGCUUGCGGAGGGUGGCAUGAGCCCCUCGGAGGUGUGUGCCAGCCUGCCAUGUGGCUUCCCUGCGGUUGUGGCAUCUCACAAGGAAGUGAGGAAGGGAGGGCCAGGGCUGGAGAAGCGCCUGGUGAACCCCUGGACACAGGGUCUCCGGACACGCACCAAGGACGUCCUGCCCAUGGGCGAGGUGAUGUUGGCCAUGUGGGAUCUUGGCCUCGUGCCCGAAUCUGCCUCCCUGGACCUGCCCGUGAUCUAGUGUGAUCACUGUAUCUUCCCUGUUGGGCUGAAACGUACUCAUUUCUCUACCGAGUCAGAUGCUGACGACCAACCGGGUCGAAAACAAUGAUGAAAACAAAAACUGCUAUUUUAUGCUGUGAGAACCAAGACACACAGGUCCCCGAUCAUCACACAAAAUCACCUCAAAUCCGCUUCUCCACCUUCAUUCCCCCCUAGAAUCAUCUCUUACCUUUUCCCCAAAAAAGAGACAAGACCGAGUUGCACCUUAAACCGCAGAUCUCUUUCCUCAGGGGCUUGAAAUAGUUUCCUAUGCAACCUGUGUUGUAGCACAAAUUCAAUCCUACAAGAGUUGCAGUAAAUUUUAUUUGGAUAUUUUAACCUGUUCAGUGAGUGUGUUUUUCUGUACGCAACCAACUUUAAAAAAAGUAAGUCUCUGCAUGGACAGCGGCCCCUCCCCCGAGCAGUCACCCCGGGCAGUGUGAGGGCUGCCUCAGCAGAUGUUUGUUUUCUGGCUGCUUAUUUAAUGACUCUGGCCAGGAGAGGUCCUGGUCAGCCCUGAGAGUGAGAAGCGUUGUCCAGAGGGCCAAAGGGUGCAGGUGUAGGGUUUGCGCUGCCCUCGUCCACCCUGGAACUGGCCUCCCCUGGCCCACAGCCCAGCACUUAGGGCAGAGCCUUUCCUGGAUGCCCAGCAUGUUCCUUCGGGUGCUGGUUGCAGCAGGUGGGCCUCCCAUGGCCCUGCCCUUGCCCUGCCCUAGGAGUCAAAAUUUGGCAGGGCAGGAAGCAGGGGGAGUGGGCAUUGUGGCAAACCUCCUUGAGAAAGUGACUUGAACCCAAGGUCAGGCCGGACCUGGGGACUGGGUGGAGACAGCUGACCCCUCCGCGGGGCUGGGAC